Adineta ricciae is the source of this 507-nucleotide messenger RNA. The record is from the annotation of a GenBank genome assembly. Lineage: Eukaryota; Metazoa; Rotifera; Eurotatoria; Adinetida; Adinetidae.
AUGAACGAUAUACCGCUGCAUACGGAGCAUGUUCUCUUCGCUGACGACACUGCUCUAUGGACAUCAUCCAACACCCUGACCAGUCUUUCACAAAGACUACAACAGCCCAUAGAUGCAUUCGAAAGUUGGUGCAAAUCAUGGAAACUGAAGCUAAAACCAACAAAGACCGAGAUGAUCCCCUUUAGACUUCACACAAGAAAGAAAUACAAACAUCCAGUAGAAACCAAAGUCGAAAAUACUACUAUCAAACCUCUGGAUGCAACCCGAUACGUGGACGUAAUUAUCGACAAGCAACUGAAGUGGAGAAAUCAUCUUCAACAUCUCGAAUCGAAAAUGACUCGACGCAUUAGUCUUCUACGAUACUUAGCCAAAUCAGCGCAAGAACCUAACCAAAAGACGAUGAUAAACAUCUUCAAAGCGAUUGCAAGACCAGUGAUGGCAUAUGUAUAUCCAGCUUUACUAACAGCAAACGACAAAGUAUGGGAUCGGCUGAGUUCGUGGGUGUAA